Molecule: messenger RNA, 507 nt
Organism: Helianthus annuus (common sunflower)
Lineage: Eukaryota; Viridiplantae; Streptophyta; Magnoliopsida; Asterales; Asteraceae
Exons: 1
Coding region: 1-507 (168 amino acids)
Source: RefSeq, a predicted model, not a curated record
AUGAACGACAUUAAUACCUUAGAGGCUUCACCAUUAUUAGAGAGCUACAUUUCUGGAACGAUAUCAAAGGCCGGUUUUCAUGCGAACGGGAACGAUUACGAGCAUGGCUACUAUUUGGGCGAUGGUAUAUACCCGGAGUAUUCGAUUAUUGUUAAAACGUUUUCUGAAACGUUCGAUGAGAAAAGAAAGUAUUUUAAAAAACUACAAGAGUCUUCGAGAAAGGACAUGGAGAGGUGUUUUGGGGUUCUACAGCAACGAUGGCAUUUUAUCAGAAAUCCUUGUCGUAUGUGGCAUAAGGAUAGAAUACGAAUGACCAUGUAUGCUUGCAUCAUUUUGCAUAAUAUGAUCAUAGAGGAUGAUGGAAGAGCGAUAUGCCAAAACUAUAUUCCCGAAGAUUUAGUCGAAGGAACCCAAGCAACAAUGGAAGAGAGACUCGCAAAUGCUCAACUAUUGCGAUCUAAGGAAAUACAUAACACGUUGAAGGCGGAUUUGGUUGAGCAUGCUUAG